Messenger RNA from Uloborus diversus, 5174 nucleotides. RefSeq names its product A disintegrin and metalloproteinase with thrombospondin motifs 9-like. Gene Ontology annotation, molecular function: metalloendopeptidase activity; zinc ion binding. The transcript is spliced from 34 exons. The coding region runs from base 1 to 4971 and encodes 1656 amino acids. The record is from RefSeq and is a predicted model, not a curated record. Gene Ontology annotation, cellular component: extracellular matrix. NCBI's taxonomy places the organism in Eukaryota, Metazoa, Arthropoda, Arachnida, Araneae, Uloboridae. Gene Ontology annotation, biological process: proteolysis; extracellular matrix organization.
AUGCCUUUUGAAGUGUCAGAAGAGUAUUCUAUCCCAUUCCUCCUGAACAGCUUUCCAGUAGCUGUAAGGGUUGUGGGGCGACGUUUGGAUGAUGCAGAUUUUACGAGUCCAAAAGUACAAAAAUCCAUUGAUCCUCCAGUUGGUCCAAAUUCAAGAUCCCAUCGUUCCAAACGCUCUGUGUCAAAAGAGUGGAAUUUGGAGAUAAUGGUCGUUGCAGACAGUAAGAUGAAGAGGUACCAUGGAGAUAAUUUGGAGAUGUACAUACUUACAUUAAUGUCAUCGGUCGCUCUGAUUUACAAAGAUCCCUCCAUUGGAAACAAUAUCAAUUUAUCCAUUGUAAAAUUGGUCAUUAUGUCUGAUGGAGAAGAUGCUGGAAUUAUAUUUCCUAGUGCCUCUAAAACUUUGAGGAAUUUCUGUCGCUGGCAGCAAGAAUUUAACGAUCCGCAAGGAUUUCAUCACGAUACUGCAAUUCUUCUGACAAGAGAAGACUUGUGCCGGCAUUCGAAGACAUGUGAUACUCUAGGUUUAGCGCAAUCCGGAAUGGCCUGUGAUAAAGAAAGCAGUUGUGCUGUCAUUGAAGAUAAUGGACUGAGUGCAGCAUUUACUAUUGCUCACGAAAUAGGACAUGUCCUUGGAAUUCCGCACGAUGAUGAUACAAAAUGCAGCCGAUUUCAUAAACAUGGCCAUCGUCUUCAUGUUAUGGCUCGUAUGUUAGACUACAACAGUCAUCCGUGGAGUUGGUCGGAAUGCAGUAGACAUUUUAUAACUACAUUCCUUGAUGCAGGUUAUGGAUACUGUUUAUUAAACAAACCGAAGCAAGAUUUGCUGGAGAGGUUCGAGCAUGCGAAAACUGCUGCUGGGGAACUGUACGAUAUGGAUUAUCAGUGUGAACUCGUAUUUGGAAAAAGUUCUCGAAUCUGUCCGUACAUGCCAGUGUGCAAGAGACUAUGGUGCACCAUGGAAGAUAUAACUCAAGGAGGGUGCAGAACUCAGCAUAUGCCGUGGGCCGAUGGUACAAGAUGUGGACCUGAUAAAUCCUGUAUCCAUGGAGAGUGUUUGCAAGACCCAGUUCACCUCGCCCCACCACAAAAUGGUGAAUGGGGAGAGUGGCGAAGCUAUGGUCCUUGCUCCAGAUCAUGUGGAGGAGGGAUCACACGAUCAAUUAGGGAAUGUGAUAACCCAAGGCCAACUAAUGGUGGACGAUAUUGCGUUGGCGACAGAGUUCGUUACAAAUCCUGCCAAACACAUGAUUGUCCACUGGGAACCAAAGAUUUUCGUGAAGAGCAGUGCUCUGCAUUCAACGGUAAAACUUUUGGUUUCGUUGGUGUUGAUCAAAAUGUUCGGUGGGUGCCCCAUUUUGCGGGAGUGGACAUUAAAGAUCGAUGCAAGCUGUAUUGUCGAGCAGCUGGCACAGCUGCCUAUUUUCUUCUGAAGGAGAAAGUAAUCGAUGGAACUACCUGUGGACCGGACACGUUUGACAUUUGCAUAAAUGGUAAAUGCAUGGCAGCUGGCUGCGAUCACAAAUUAAAUUCUAAUAAAAUCACAGACGCAUGCGGUGUAUGUGGCGGAAAUGGAACCAGCUGUCGAGUCAUUCGUGGAAAAUUCACCGAAGUUCAGUAUGGAUACAACACUGUGGUGACAAUUCCUGCUGGUGCCAGCAAUGUCGAAAUUUUGCAGUUUGGUCACGAAAAUACGAAGGAUGAUAACUACUUAGCUUUAAUGGGAUCUGAUCACUUAUACAUCCUAAAUGGCGACUUCAUGAUUUCUAUGUUUCCAAAGUCUAUUCAAUACGCAGGAUCAUUGAUUGAAUACUCUGGCUCAGAUACCAUAGUGGAAAGAAUCAACGCUUCAAAGCGUUUGCAGAAGGAACUAUAUGUGCAGGUACUAACAGUUGGUAGCCUUCAUCAGCCGGGAAUCUCUUAUGAAUAUACUGUUUCCCUUGAUGUUGAAAAAAGUUACCGCUGGCAUCUUGAAGAGAGUUGGUCUCCCUGCAACAGCAUUUGCCAAGGAGAACAAUAUCGAAAAGCUAUAUGCGUCAACAGUGCAAGUGGCGAGACCGUCAACGACGCAAUGUGUCACGAACAAGAACGUCCUGUACAUGAAGCGAAAGUCUGCAACCCUAAUUGCGUACUCAGAUGGGAUGUUACGCAUCUCGAGCCUUGCUCGUCUUCUUGUGGAAGAGGAGUCAUAAAAAAUGAAGUCAAAUGCUAUCAACAAACAGAGCUUGGAGAAACACAGUCCAUUCCAGAACAUUUUUGUGCACACAUGGAACCUAGGCCCCCAGAAUCCCUGGAAUGCUUCGGCCAAUGCAAAACGAGGCAAUGGAAAUACGGAGAAUGGUCUCAGUGCUCUACCAGCUGUGGAGUUGGAAUUCAGUACCGAAAAGCGGUCUGCUUAGGAGACGAAAGCGUUGAGCUCCCAGAUGCCAAAUGUGAGAACAGUAGCAAAAUCACAGAACAAGCUUGCUUGCAGGAAGACUGCCCGCUAUGGAAAGCGAGUAAUUGGAGUGAAUGCUCAGUUUCUUGUGGCCACGGAGAAAGACGUCGUACAUUCCAUUGCCAACUAAAAGACAAAGUAAUUUCUAGAACUUUAUGCAAUGACUCGCAUAUUCCACCGGUCAUUGAAUCAUGUAACCAACAUCCCUGUACAGAAUGGGAAACAGGUCCUUGGGAACCAUGCUCAGUGACUUGUGGAUCUGGUACCAAGCAACGACGAAUUUAUUGCGCAGCACAUGGUCGAGCAGUCCCACCUGAACAAUGCAAUGCAAGCACAAAGCCAUUGGAAAAGACGUCCUGUGAACUACCAAUUUGUAUCAUCAAAUCAGACCAAUACCACAGAAUUUUUGAAAAUCUAAUCCCGUCUCUGUUGCCAGAUCCCAGCGAAGAAGACUCUUUGUCUACUCAUUCGUCCAAUCCGAAUUGGAUAACUGGUAACUGGUCUUCGUGCUCAGCAAUUUGUGGAGAAGGUUUGAUGUAUCGACAAGUUCUGUGUCACAAUCCAGCAAAUGAACGAGUGUUACCUGAUAGGAGAUGCAGCAGGCAUCGACGACCGAGCCACAUUAGGACUUGUUAUGCUCAAACCUGUGGUCGUUGGAUUACUGGAAAAUGGAGCGAGUGUUCAGCAACGUGUGGACCUGGAAUCCAGACGAGGCGUGUCGCGUGUUUCAUGGCUGGCGAUAAAAGCAGUGGUGAAGAAAUGUGCGACUUUUAUAGCAAGCCAAAGAAAGAAAAAAGUUGCAACCUAAUUGAAUGUCAGAGGUAUUUCCCUCAGUAUCCAAUACCACCGGUUCUCCAUAACAGCGUAGAAAGUAUUUAUUACUGGCGAACUGGAUUGUGGGGAAAAUGCUCUAAGUCUUGUGGUGGUGGAACUAGGCGUCGUCAAGUUGCCUGCUACGAUGAUGCGGGCCAAUUGAGUCACAACUGUGAUAGUACUCGUAAGCCACCAGAUAUGUCUCCAUGUAAUUUAGAGCGGUGUCCGUCGUGGAGUGUUGGUAAUUGGACACAGUGUUCAGUAUCGUGCGGUAAAGGCACCAGAAGACGAACCGUUCAGUGCAUGAAUAAUAGAGGACAAGUGAUAGCAAGAGAACGAUGUGAAGGUCCAAUUCCAGAAUCAGAACAGCGGUGCAAGAGUUCCCAAUGCUUGCAAUGGGCUUGGUCUUCUUGGUCACAGUGCUCUGCUACAUGCGGUCAAGGCAUUCGAAUACGCAUAGUUCACUGUCGUCGUGGCCAUCAAGAGGUUCCUAGUGAAGAGUGUGCGUCACUGCCGAAACGCUCCCCUGAAACUAAAGUUUGCAAAUCUUCAAGUUGCAAUGUUCAUUGGAAGAAAAGAAAAUGGUCUAAAUGCUCAGCAACUUGUGGAAAAGGCUUCCAAUACAGAGACGUUUUUUGCGUUAGUGGGAAGAAUGAUACAGUCCCUGAUAGUCAAUGUAGUCAUCAAAAGAAACCUAAAAUAAGAAGAAAAUGCCAUCAGUACCAGUGUCCUGUGACGUGGAUGACAAGCCAGUGGUCUGAGUGCUCUACGUCAUGUGGAAAAGGUGUUCAAACCCGAAUUGUCACUUGCCACAGAGUGAAUGCAUACCAGUGGGUUGAUCCAGAGCCUUUACUACCUUCAAAAGGAAAUAAUGUGUGGUGUAAAGAUAAUGAAAAGCCAUCAACUUCAAAAAAUUGCAAUCUUGGAGAAUGCUCGCGUAAUAUUUGGAAACCCGGACCCUGGUCACAGUGUUCUUCUGAAUGCGGUCCUGGGCGGCAGAGAAGAAGAAUCUAUUGCAGUAGUGAACAAAAAAGACGCUUACCGCAUUCUCAGUGUGAAUUGCACUUGAAACCACAAAAAAGACGGCGUUGCUUCAAAAGGCCAUGUCAAGCUAUUAGUUGCUUAGACUUCCGAGAGAGGGCUAAUAUCACCAGAGAUGGAGAGCAAGAGAUAUUUGUUAGAGGAAGAUACGUCAAAAUCUAUUGCUCACGAAUGAACACAAGCAAACCACAAGAAUAUAUAACACUUAUUAGAGGGGAACAGGAUAAUUACUCAGAAGUAUACAGCAAGAGGUUAAAAAAUCCCAAUUCAUGUCCAUACCGUGGUGCUAGAUAUGAUUCCUGCGAAUGCACUUCUGAUGAAAGUAUUGGAGCUGGUCUCACAACUUAUCAAAGGAUAGCUAUUAACAUAACAUCCUUGAAAAUCAUAACUCAUGAUAUGACAUUUUCUCAAACACAUGUGGGUGAACCAGUUCCUUUUGCUCAGUCUGGAGAUUGCUAUAGCAUAGCAUCUUGCCCUCAGGGUCGCUUUUCUCUCAGCCUUCUUGGAACAGGAUUCAUGGUUGACCCUCAGACUAAGUGGAUAGCUGAUGGACAGUAUCCAUCUAGCAGGAUUCGAUGGUUAGAAGGAGGACAAGUUAUUCAAGGCAAGUGUGGAGGAUAUUGUGCAAAAUGUGUUCCUGAUAAUAGUACGGGAUUGCAGUUAGAAGUGGCUCCUCCAUGAUAGAAGCUCUUGUGAAAUGUGCAUUCAGUGGGCCAUAAAAUGAAAACUGGAUAUUUCCAAAGAGCUGUGUUCAUACCUCUGUAGGUGAUUGUGUUCCAUGACUAACAUGUUGCAUAUUUGACAUUUUGCUUCAUUCAGGAAAUCAGAGGCACAUACACAGCCGAAAGGCUACUGCAGGCAGCAGCCUGGCUAGCCCACCAAAC